UUGGUAGAGUGCCGUGGCCUCACACAGUUUACAGCAACCUCCAACUCCUGGGCUUAAGCGAUUCUCUUGCCUCAGCCUCCCGAGUAGCUGGGACUACAGGCGCCCGCCACAACACCCAGCUAUUUUUUUUUGUUGUUGCAGUUCGGCCAGGGCCGGGUCCGAACCCGCCACCCUCGGUGUAUGGGGCCGGCACCCCACCAACUGAGCCACAGGCGCCGCCCAUCUUUCUAUUUCUUUAGUGGAGACGGGGGUCUCACUUUUGCUCAGGCUGGUCUCAAACUCCUAAGCUCAAGCAAUCCACCUGCCUUGGUCUCCGAGAAUGCUAGGAUUACAGGCAUGAGCCACCAUGCCAGGCCCAAAGCCCCACUUUCUGAUGAAUAUGGGGUCUACAAGGAUUUGCAGCCACCUCCACUCUCUGUGGGCUCCAGAACCCAUUAGUCUCCCUCCGUAUCUUACUUUUCUUUCCACAAGCAAAUCUUGGAGUAGUGAUUCCCUUUUUAACUCUCCAAGAGGCACCAAAUGGGUGGGAAAGAGCUAUGUGAUCCUGACCACUGACCCCAGCAAGAAGAGGACCAGGCUGUGUCAUCCUGGCCAGAUUUGACCCUGGCUCUUCUCUUCUCGAAGCUUCUCUUCCUGAACAUAUAAUACCUAACCCCUCUUGACAGGAAUUUAGUUUACAAGUUAGGAGAGAGGGGAGGUGAUAAAUUGAAGCUCUCUAACCUGUUGAGGAAUUGGGGGUUCUUGUAAAGGAUCCCCAGGGCCUGGCUCUGACAAAGCAUCUGCAAUUAAUGAUGCUUCUUGAGCUCUGGAGACAGGAUUUAUGCAUCUAAUAAAGUCUGUAACCUCAGGCGUGGGGCUAGGGGCCGGAGACUGAGAGCAGGAAGUCCCAGGGGGGUCAUGGGAGGGGAUCCCAGGAGGCUCCUAAUGGAGCAGUGCAUUUCCAUUGCCUGUGCUAGAUUCCCCCAGGCUGCUGUUGGGGGUGGAGGACGGGGGGACAGCAGGUAUAAGAGGCUGGUGUGGCUGUAGGAAAGCGGAUGGCAGCAUGGAUUCCAGGCAGGCUUCUGUGUUGCUGGUGCUGCUGUUAAUGCACUGGAGCCACGCUGAAGGUCCAGGGGUCCAGAAUGAAGGAGACCAUGUCUCUGUGGAGGAAAACAAUGGACUCCUCCCACCACAAGAUGCCCAGACCCCAAGGUCACUCCUGCACUCCCUGCUUCUGGCCAUGGAGAGACCUGGCCGGAGCCCAGCCUUCCUGUUUCAGCCACAGAGGUUUGGCAGAAAUACCCGGAGGACCUGGAAGAAUGAACGGCUGAGUACCCGGGCUGGAGAGGGUCUGAGCUCCCAGUUCUGGAGCCUGGCUGCCCCUCAACGCUUUGGGAAGAAGUGACAUGUCAUCCCUUGACAUGUUUGCAUGCAAAGCCCACACCCAGAAGUGCCACAUGUGCCCCCCAAAUAAAGCUGUCUGGAUUCUGAA
This is a messenger RNA of Nycticebus coucang (slow loris), 1471 nucleotides long. It is a transcript of the gene NPFF, whose product is annotated as neuropeptide FF-amide peptide precursor. The record is from RefSeq and is a predicted model, not a curated record. The coding region runs from base 1043 to 1384 and encodes 113 amino acids. NCBI's taxonomy places the organism in Eukaryota, Metazoa, Chordata, Mammalia, Primates, Lorisidae. Gene Ontology annotation, cellular component: perikaryon; dendrite; axon terminus. Gene Ontology annotation, biological process: excitatory postsynaptic potential. Gene Ontology annotation, molecular function: neuropeptide hormone activity; G protein-coupled receptor binding. The transcript has 3 exons.